Coprinopsis cinerea okayama7#130 is the source of this 2523-nucleotide messenger RNA. RefSeq lists its product as hypothetical. The transcript has 2 exons. NCBI's taxonomy places the organism in Eukaryota, Fungi, Basidiomycota, Agaricomycetes, Agaricales, Psathyrellaceae. Bases 1 to 2523 code for a protein of 840 amino acids. The record is from RefSeq and is a predicted model, not a curated record.
AUGGCGUCCUAUGGCAUCCACGGCCAUCGGUCGAAUCAAUCGUUGAGCCUCCAGCCUCCUCCAGGCGGAAUGCUUCCAGGCAGCCAGCAGAGGCGCAUGACGGUGUCCGCUAUGAGCUCCCAAAGCUCAUUAAGCUUGCCAGACGGAGGCCGCCAAUCAUCCCGUCCACCCUCGCCCCUCCGCAACGCGUUCACAUUCAACUCCUCAACCGGUGUAGACGGCGACCAGUCCUUCGCUUCAGACGACGAAGACGACGACGAUGCCCACCCAAGCAAAUGGAAGCGAUCCCCAUCGCCCUCCUCGUCCGUCUCCAACCUCGCCGCAAGCUUCGUCCAGCGCGUGAACAACUUUGUCGGGAACAUGGCGCCUCGCUCCCCGGGUGCGCUGCCGUCGGAUGCCGAGUUGGAGGCGGAGGCGGAGAGGGAGAGGGAGAGAAGCAGGAGGGAGGCUGAGGCUAUUCUGACGCGUGAGGCUCAGCAACGUAAACAAGUCGAGGAGCGCGUGCUGGCGAUGCUUGGGAGCACGCAAAGUCUCCCUCCUCCCCCUUCCCGCGCUGCGACGAUGCCGCCUACCACGCCGUCCCCCUCGGGCUCGCACAAGGAGAGCUCGUCGUGGUGGCAGACUGCGAAGAACAAGUUUACGCCCACGAAGGAGAAGGAGUCGCCGACGCCUGCUCAGCAGGUUAUUUUGGAUGCGAAGGCGAGGGAUAAGAAGGGUAAGGGGAAGGAGGAGGAGGCGCAGUGGACGGCGCAGAUGCAGCAGCCGAUUGGAAAUCUCAAUAUCCCUGUUCAGCCACCCCAGAGGAAACCGGUACCUGCGUCCCCGUCGUCACCUACACCUUCGAGACCGAAUACUUCUGUCCCCAACCUGUCGCCUUCCCCGAUGCGAGGUACAGACUCGAUGGCCAACUCACCCUCACGCGAAGCACCACCCAUGUACGCCCAAUUCACUCCUCAAGGCACGCUCGACGUCCCGGCGACCUUACUCGCCAUCGCCAAACGAUUCGAAAAACUCGAGAAAUGGACCAUAGGCCACGUCCGUGCGCUCGAAGAUCGGAUGAACGACGUCGAGCGUUGGCUGGUCGAUAAAGAGAAAGAGAAGGAAAAGGAGAAAGCCAAUACCCCCAACAAUCAAAGUCAACCCGACAACGCGGCGUUUAAGGAGGAGAUGAACGAGAUUCGGGACGAGAUCUCCGAGCUGCAAGGACGCGUUGGGGAGCUUGGGAGGGAGAUGGCCAAGAUGGCUACGGCGCCGUCGAAUCUUUCUUCUGGACCCAAGUCGCAGACGGUUAAUGCCUCGGUGUCGAUCGCACCCAGGCAGGCGUCUACGCAGCUCGUCCAUGAGGAUGGGCCUCCUAUCUUACCGCCUAUUGUCCCGGAUCUUACUGGUACACCGAGGCAUACACGACUGUCGUCAACAGCUUUGGACACCACCAGCCCGCCUUUGGCUUCGAAUAACAGGACUCCCUCGGGUACCAAACUACCUUAUCCUACCGGUGACUACAACUCCCCUCCAGACGCCUUCUCGCCUCCCAAUUCGCCCCCCGCUUCGAUCAACUCCAAGUUCCGCAAGUCGAGCUCGAUCUCUGGGUUACCCUCCUCCGCCUACCCAACUCCCGUUUCGUCUACGCUCAACCGUCCGACCUCCCCACCGAGCACCGCGCCUCUGUCUUCCUCGCUCAGCCGGUCCCCGAAUACUGCUAGGACGGAUACUGCUAGAACGGAGAGCCCCACACCGAAUACCAGCGGUCUCCCACCGCCCAAGCCAAAGGGUAACUUUAGGCAGAGCAGUGUCAGUCCUACACCGCGCAAACGGUACACUGUGGCGCUCGGUGGACCGAUCGUUGCGCCUCCCGACCUCCAGUCCAACGAAGCUGAGCCUGUUCGUCGUGUCGGUACGCCCAAUCCCAGGUUGGCUAGCCGUGACCGGGACCAGGAUGAGGAGGAUGAGGAGGAUGAUGGGGGAGAGACGAUUGGCAAGUCGGCUGCCGCGAGGCUUACGCGUAGUUUGGCUACGAAGAGGUCUACGACGAGUUUGAAUAGUGUGAAUAGCUACGCGAGCGAUCGUGGUGGUGGUGCGGCGGAGGAUUCCGGUACCUAUACUCGUGGAAGAGGAGACUACAAGUCCCCUCCCUCACCUACUCCGAUGUCCAACAGGAGGCUCCGAGCGCAAUCGGCGUACGGGUACUCGGCCGUUCAAGCUCAAUCCUCGCAAUUCGGUUCGUUGGCCAACGACUCGACGACGAGUUUGAAUACGAACACGACUGCGCCGUUGAGGUUGAAAGUGCGGACGAGGUCGACGGAGCGGUUGGGUGGUGGCAGUGGUGGUGGUGGGGAGAUUGGACCGGGCCCGCUUAGUGCGGGCGGGAUUACGACUGCGACUGGAGGCAAGUUUGUGGAUCCGUUGGUGCUGAGGAGGCAGGAGGCUGCUGCUACAACGAGUAAGCCGAUUGCUAUGCCUAAACCGUUGGCGAAGGGAUCGAUUGGGCAGUUGGUCGCGUUUUUUGAUAAGGAUAAGAAGUAG